This is a messenger RNA of Microsporum canis CBS 113480, 2538 nucleotides long. Its product is annotated as tRNA ligase. The transcript is spliced from 2 exons. NCBI's taxonomy places the organism in Eukaryota, Fungi, Ascomycota, Eurotiomycetes, Onygenales, Arthrodermataceae. Gene Ontology annotation, biological process: tRNA splicing, via endonucleolytic cleavage and ligation. Gene Ontology annotation, cellular component: nuclear inner membrane. Bases 1 to 2538 code for a protein of 845 amino acids. Gene Ontology annotation, molecular function: RNA ligase (ATP) activity; GTP-dependent polyribonucleotide 5'-hydroxyl-kinase activity; ATP binding. The record is from RefSeq and is a predicted model, not a curated record.
AUGGCGCAACAAGACGCCCAUCAGGUCCUCCAGCUCGUUCAGAGACUGGAGGCCGCACAGAAGAAACAGGUCAAGCGAGCGUUCAGCUGCAAGAAGUCGACCUUCUCUGUCACCGGGUCAGAUAUCACUGUCGACUCGUGGCGGUUCCAGGACUGGGACUACAAGAAGGGCGGACUGCCCACCUACGCGCGAGGCCUGUUCACGACCGUCAACAGAGCUGGAAAGCCAGAGAUUGCAGUCAGAGGAUACGACAAGUUCUUCAAUAUCGAGGAAGUCAACUCUACCAGAUGGAGAAAUAUCGAAGAUAAUACCCGUGGGCCGUAUGAGUUGAGCGUUAAGGAGAAUGGAUGCAUCAUCUUCAUCUCUGGCCUGGAGGACGGUACACUGCUGGUCUGUAGUAAGCAUUCCACCGGCUCGCGUCAGGAUAUGGAGAUGAGCCAUGCAGAGGUUGGUCGUGCCUGGGUCAAGAGACAUGUCGAGUCUGUUGGCAAGACGGAGCGGGAUCUCGCCACGGAGCUACGGAGUAUGAAUGCUACGGCUGUGGGUGAGCUGUGUGAUGACAGCUUCGAGGAGCAUGUCCUUGCUUAUUCGGAAGAAGAGUCUGGAAUAUACUUGCACGGCAUAAACUACAACCUGCCUGAGUUUGCAACCGUCAGGAGCUCUGAUGUGCAUCGCUUUGCGGACACAUGGGGGUUCAAAAAGGCACAGUUCCUCGUAAAAGAUGAUAUCACCUCUGUCAGGGAGUUCCUCGAAGGCUGUGCAGAGACAGGUUCCUGGGACGGGAGAGACACUGAAGGGUUUGUGAUCCGGUGUCAGAUGCGAGAGUCCAACGCGCUGCCCUACCAGGACUGGUUCUUCAAGUACAAGUUCGAGGAGCCGUAUCUGAUGUACCGCCAAUGGCGGGAGGCGACCAAGAAGCUGAUCUCUGGGAAAGUCCCUACGUUCAGGAAACACGUCAAGAUAUCAGAGGAGUAUCUAAAAUAUGCUAGAAAACAGCUCGCAAAGGACCCCAAGUUGGGCAAACGAUACAACCAAAAUCAUGGUAUCAUCGCCAUGCGCGACGGUUUCUUAAAAGAACGGGGCCUCAAGGGCUCUGAGAUUAUAGCUAUGGAAGCAGCUGAGGGAGAGGAGCUUUGUGUCCCUCAGGACAAGGACUUCGUCCUGGUGCCUAUCGCUUCAAUCGGAUGUGGCAAGACGACUGUGGCUGUCGCUCUCGUCAAACUGUUCGGAUGGGGUCAUUUCCAAAACGACAACGUUGAGGGCAAAGGAAACAGACCUAAGCGGUUCGUCCAGGGACUAAUCGCAGACCGCAACAACCACCAGAAGCGCGAGAGGGAGCAGCUUUUCACCGAUAUGCAGGCCCUCGUUCCGGACGCCCACUUCAUUGCCCUUCACUGGGUUCACGAGCCGAAGAAGUCGAUGCUGGACGAUAUCCGACGGGUAACGCAGCAGCGAGUGCUGGACCGGGGAGAUAACCACCAGACCAUCCGAGCAGGCAGCAAGAGCGAAAGCGAGAUCCUACAGAUAAUGGAAGGAUUCCUGCGUCGAUUUGAAGCUGUUGACACCGGCCGUGAGCCAGACAGCCAAUUUGAAGGAGUGAUCGAUCUAGACGUCGCAGCGUCUUCGAGAGAGAAUCUAGAGACCAUCGUAGACUACUUUUACGCCAAUUAUCCCAAGCUGAUGAAGAGGGAGAAGCCAGACGCCUCGGAGCUCGAUGCAGCUAUCAAAGAAGCGAUGGAGGGCUAUACCGUCGACAUCAAACACGAUCUUAGCUUCCAAGGCAAAUCCAAAGGACAACAGCAGCCUCCGCAGCACCAGAAUCAACAUCAGAAGCUACAGACGCCAGACCAACUGGUCAAAAAGAUAGAAUACUUCAACAUCUCCGUUCCCUCUGCCCCAAUCAAAUCAACCCUCGCUUCCAUCUUCGACGCGUCCCCAUCAUCGGACUACUCUCAUCUCUACCGCCUGCUCACCAACUCCCGCCGCAUCCAGCCCUCGUUCCACGUAACUCUCAUCCACCGCGCCUCCAGCGCCGACCAGCCUGACACAUGGCGCACAUACACAGACCUGUACAAACAAGCCAUCGCUAACCAGGCAGCGUCGUCAUCCGCGCCCUCGAGCACAGGCUCAAACUCAGGCGGAGGAGGCUCGGGCGUGGUCUCAGCCACCGUUACAGGAACACCCACGCCAAGACUAGGAACAGCAUCCGUCCGCCUCGAAACUCUCGUAUGGGAUAAGCGCAUCAUGGCUAUUGUUGCACGUAUUUUGCCUGGCCCGACGGCCACGGGGGUGGCGGCGGCGUCGGCGACGCUAGGGGAGGCUGAAGAAGGAGAGUUAUUACCAACGUGGCCUUGUGCGAAUGAGAUUGCGCAUAUUACGAUCGGAACGGCGAAUGCGAGUGUCAAGCCGAAGGAGAGCAACGACCUGUUGAAGCGAUGGUUGGAAAUGGGUGCGGGCGAACAGAGUGGGAUUUGGGAGGCGAGGAUUCCUUCUGUAAAGGUUGUGGAGGGUGUCGUGGGGGUUGUUAUGCGUAGGUAG